UCGACACAAACAGCCGCAACAGCUGGAAGCUAUUAAAGAUGGCCGCCGCGACUGUUGUGGGGCUCGAUGCCCACAGGAUGGAGGAUAAGAAGUUUGAGUAUUUUUCCUCCAUCAACUCCAUGGCCAAGAAGAUAAUGCAGGAGCGGGAAAAAAUCAAAACCGAAUACGGCUCGUCGUGGGAGCAAAUGACGCCGCAGGAGCAGGACACCGCCAUCGACAGCUGUAUGAUGGACCCGCACAUCCGAGCCCGAUACGCAAUGCAUAAAGUUGACCGAGACGAAGUGGUCUGUUACCCCAAACUCCUCAUUCAGACGGGCCAGAAGAUAGUUCACUUUGGUGAAGAGGACAUUACGUGGCAGGAUGAACAUUCUGCCCCCUUCUCCUGGGAAACAAAGAGUCAGAUGGAGUUCAGCUUGGCCCCAGGCUCCACAGAUCAAGUGAUCACCGUUUCCCAGGUUGACACCAAGACUGCAAAGGUUUCUCAUUCCAGUCAGCCUGGCAAGACUACGCCAGGAACCAAGGUAUCUGUGAGUGAGGGACGAAGGCCUGAGGAGGAGUCAUCGUUCUGGAAGAUCAGUGCCGAGAGGUCAAGACUGGAAGGUGAGAAAGCGGACUUCCAGUCCUUGACCCCCAGUCAGAUCAAAUCCCUGGAGAAAGGAGAGAAACCCCUCCCUUCCUACCUCAGACCGGAGAGCUCCUUGAACUCCAAGGAGCCUGAGGCAACAGAGUCUCAUCCUCCAGUUGCUGCCAAAAGCAUCAAGCCGAGAGCGCCCAAGCCUCCUGCCCCCCAGCCCCCCGCCCCCACCGCCGUCAGUGCAACGCCCGCAUCCAUCUCCAUCGCCCCAGCCCCUGUCCCACCUGUCAGCGUCUCUGUUGGAGGCUGGGAGAGAUCUCAGAGCACCCUGCCGUCAGUCAGCAACACUGUGGACGAAAUGUUCUCCUCUAGCUUGAUGUCGAAGCCUUCUAACCCCGCUGCUGCUGUGGAGAAGGAGGACGAGGGGUCGCCCAACGUGGACAGCGCCACCUUUUCCCAGUUUAACACGAGCAGCAACAUCCUGAAGACUGGAUUUGACUUCUUAGACAACUGGUAACCCUCGUCUGAGACCAGUUACCGCCUCCUCAUCAUCACUUUCAUGAAGGACCACACUGCCAUGGCCACCAACAUCCCCUUCUAGAUUUAAGAGACGCCGUUCUUCAAAAUGAUCACGUUAUGCUCGUCAUCAUCCUCAGUGGUUUGUUGAGACAUGAUCUCGCCUCCUUUAUGCUGGCGCUUUGUUUUAUUUUUUUCUUCCAUCAUCCUUUCUGAUGUUUAAACUUAUUGCCAAACACUCAGUUUUACUCCUACGGUGCACGUGAAGAUAAGCUGAAUGGCAUAGGAAUAAAAUUAUUGGACAUCAAGUGAGGUUUCCAUUUGUGGACAUAUUUGAAAACUUCUGCAAAUAUUAGUCACAAAAAAUGUUGAUUUGUUGCUGAAAAUGUGGCUGCAGUGUCACGGAGCUCCUACUUUAGCAAACAGUUCUUCACUACGAAUCUAAAACUGUCAAAUUCAGUUUGCUCUUCUGUGCUUUUAUUUAUUACUAUACAUAUUUUUAAUGCAUAAACCUCCAGGUUUUAUAGAUUGUAGUCGUCAGUGGUGUAGUCCUGUCCUGCAGAUAUUAAACCGUUAGUUACUGGGAAGUAUUUAAGACUUGAUGGGAAAAUCAUGUCAUUUUGUCAGAAUAUAUUUUUAAUUUAAAUAUUCCAAUCUAAAAUUAAACUUGUUCAUUUAGGGAUUAGGACAAAGAUGGUAAAGCUGAAGUCCUGGUAAUGGGUUGUGUGCCCAGAUGUUGAAGAUCUUGUACAGAUGUAGCUCCACACCGACACUUCUCACUACAUCACAACUUUCACCUUAAACCAAAGCGGCGCAGAUCUUUAUGCUUUGAUAAAUAUCCGUAUACACAUCGAAACGUUUGCCUGUUGGGAAACAAGAGUGGCAGGGAUCAUGUUCGUGUCCCAGCCCAAAACAGAACCUAUCUAGAGAACUAUUUUACCGAGUUUUAUAUUUUAAUCCUCUGAUUGUAUCUUCUGUUGUGUGAAUAAUGCACUCAUUCAUUUAUUAGUUUGAAAAUAAAUGAAAUGCAGAUGUUUGUUUUUCUGUCAAAUUAAUUUUUAACCACUUUACUGUUUUAUGUAAAGGAGUUAUUUUGUUCUAGAUUGUGUGUUUAGAAUAUAAAAAAACCAAGUAGGGAUGAAUGACGAACAACGCGAAGUGUCACGGUUCAGAACCAUCAAACCGCCGAGGUCUCGUUUCUGAAAAGACUUUACAGAG
Molecule: messenger RNA, 2308 nt
Organism: Nematolebias whitei (Rio pearlfish)
Lineage: Eukaryota; Metazoa; Chordata; Actinopteri; Cyprinodontiformes; Rivulidae
Gene: c12h1orf198
Product: chromosome 12 C1orf198 homolog
Exons: 6
Coding region: 39-1091 (350 amino acids)
Source: RefSeq, a predicted model, not a curated record